Molecule: messenger RNA, 1589 nt
Organism: Labeo rohita (rohu)
Lineage: Eukaryota; Metazoa; Chordata; Actinopteri; Cypriniformes; Cyprinidae
Gene: cpb2
Product: carboxypeptidase B2 (plasma)
Exons: 11
Coding region: 88-1371 (427 amino acids)
Biological process (GO): proteolysis; fibrinolysis
Molecular function (GO): metallocarboxypeptidase activity; zinc ion binding
Source: RefSeq, a predicted model, not a curated record
AACCAGCAAACAAACAGUUCUAGAUCAAUACUGGCCUCGUACCUUGUCUACAUUCUUGCACAAACUAUUAGGAGACGGAACAAAAACAUGAGGCCCCCGAUACAACUGGCUUAUUUGAUAUGUUUUAGCAUCUUACUUGAGAAGUGUAUCUGCAAAUCGGAACAUGACCAGGUUUUGUCAAUCACUGUAUCCACACAGGAACAUGUGGACACAGUGCAGAACUUAACAAGUCACAAUGAGACAGUAUUGUGGCAGCCUGCUUCACCCAGUCACAUUACAACAAACUCUGAGGUUCACCUUUACAUUCAGUCAACAAGUGUUGAGUUCGUCACUGAACUCUUACGCAAACAUGGCAUUACUUAUAGAAUGCUUUUGGAAAACACACCGGCGCUAAUUGAGAUGCAGACCAAAAAUGAUACGUCGGAUCCCCGGAGUGGAGGCGUGUUCUAUGAGAGAUAUCAUUCUUUAGAAGAUAUCUAUUACUGGAUAAACAAGACCAAACAAGAUCAUUCAGACAUGGUGAAAGUAAUUCUUAUUGGGUCAUCUUCUGAAAAACGGCCACUCUAUGUUCUAAAGCUGUCAGGCAGGAGGGAUGAGGUGAAGAGGGCCAUGUGGAUCGACUGUGGUAUUCAUGCGAGGGAGUGGAUCGCUCCAGCCUUUUGCAUGUGGUUUGUCAACUACGCAAUUGCAUUUUACAACCAAAACACUGAAAUCACAGAGAUUUUGAAUAAUAUGGAUGUUUACAUCUUGACAGUCAUGAACCCAGAUGGAUACAAGUACACAUGGACAACAGAUCGGAUGUGGAGGAAAAACCGCUCAACUAACAAAGACAGCGUCUGUACUGGAGCCGAUCUGAACAGAAAUUUUGAUGCAAACUGGUGCACAAAGGGUGCCUCCGAUAAUCCAUGUGAUGCUACAUAUUGCGGUGAGUACCCAGAGUCUGAACCAGAGACCCAGGCUGUGGCACGGUUCCUGCGCUCCCAUAAGGACACAGUCAAGCUGUACCUCACCAUUCACUCCUACUCUCAGAUGCUCCUGUUUCCUUACUCCUGUUCCUAUGACGAGAUUCCAAACCACAAUGAGCUGUUAGAACUUGUUAAGGAGGCUUCAGCAAAAAUACGCAGAUAUUAUAGGAAUAACUAUAAAUAUGGUCCUGGUGCAAAAACCAUUUAUUUAGCCCCAGGAGGAUCUGAUGACUGGGCAUAUAAACUUGGGAUAAAGUAUUCAUUCACCUUUGAGCUUCAGGAUCGUGGUCGAUAUGGCUUUCUUCUUCCUCCCAGCUUUAUCCCUCAGGCCUGUAAUGAGGCUCUGCUGGCAUCAAAAAUCAUAGCCUUACAUGUGAUCAGAAAACUCAAUGAAGAGCUUCCAUAAACAACCUGAGCACACAAUAAAUUUUACUCUUGACUAAACUAAAUGUGUACUUAAAAUGUGCUAACAGCAAUAGAGAAAAUGCCAUGUAUGUAACAAAUAAUAAUAGUAAUUUUUGAAAGUGAGGUUGUUUCGUGUGAAUAUGUAGGUGUGUCCUAUGUAUCAUGCAGCCUAUCGUAGUUUACAGCUGUUUGUAUUACAGUAAAAGACUGGCAUCUUGA